GAAUUGACUUCUACAUAGAUGAUAGACUCCACGAUGAAGGGAAGAAUUGUAGUAUUUUCAAUAAUUGGUUGUCCCCAUUGCAUGAAUGCUAAGAAUCUACUCCAGGAAAAGGGUUUGGAAUACGCCGAUGUCAGUUUAGACGAAUAUCCUCAAAUGAGAGAAUGGUUAAGAGACAAUACAAACAGCAAAACUGUACCACAAAUAUUUUUCAACGCCUUGCAUGUUGGUGGAAAUGCCGAGUUAAAGGAAAAGAUAAAAGACAAAGCCGAAUGGGAAGCUCUCCUAGAAGAAAUUGAAAAAAACGCCCCUGGUUCUGAUGCUCCUGAGUUACCCCACCCCAGCACGGCAGUGGCCUCAACAUCCAUAGGCGAUUUUACCUGCGAGCCUGACGAAUAUGCUAAAUUGGUCGAAGAGAUGAGAAAUUGCGGUAUAGUUAAGAAUCAUUCAAAAAUCUUCUCGACUGUAAAGAAUGCUUUCACGGGAAAAGACUUUGUCGAAUGGGUUAAAAAGGCAAAGAAAUUAGACGAAACAACAGCCAUUGAAAUGGGCCAGGCCCUUAUCGAUCAGCAUUUUGGAAAAGAGGUCAAAAAAGAUGGUCAAACAUUCAAAGCCGAUAACACGCUGUAUCGCUUAAUUGAAGACGACGACUCUACAGCAUUAAAUGCAGGUGAAACUUCACCUUGUACACAAGGAUCAGCAUUACAACUGGCUGAGAGUAUGAGAAAACUGAUUUUGAAAUUAUAUUCUGUAUUUUUGUCGAGUGACGGAAAAAAAGUUAAUUACAAAGGCAUUUCUACCGCUUCCGAAUUCAAAAUGUAUCUGAAGUUAACGAAAGAAUUAAUUAGGGUUGAUAUAGAACACGCAACUCGUGAGGAGAAAUUAGCCUUCUUCAUUAAUAUCUAUAAUGCUUUAGUUAUUCACGCUAAUAUCGUUCUUGGCCCACCGACUAAUCUGUGGCAGAGAUAUAAGUUUUUUAAUACGGUUCGUUACAUUAUUGGCGGUAAUGAGUAUUCUUUACAAGAUAUUGAAAAUGGAGUUUUAAGAGCGAACAGAAAAGGAGUCGGUCAAUUUAGACUGCCAUUUGGUAAAGACGAUCCUAGAAGAAAGAUUGCUUUAAAAGAGAAUGAACCUCUGAUUCAUUUUGCUUUGAAUUGUGGUGCUAAGAGUUGCCCACCUAUAAAGACUUUCAGCGCGAACGGUAUUGAUGAGCAGUUAAAAAUGGCAGCCGAGGCUUUCCUCGACAACGACGACGGUUGUACACUGAAUCGAAAUAGCAUUAAACUAUCAAAAAUCUUUAGCUGGUAUAAAGAAGACUUUGGUAAAAAUAACGCUGAUCUGGCAAAUUGGAUAUUCAAGACAAUGGGAGCCGGCGAUAAAAAAGACAAAUUGGAGGAAAUUCUUUCAGGAAAGAAUUACUCCUUAUCAUUUUUGGAUUAUGACUGGGGUGUUAACUCUAAAUAGAUAAUCAAAAAACAUCAAAGCUAUUAUUCUCAUUUGUAACCAGUUCUGUGAAAAAGAAGAUAUUUUAUAAUAGAAAUUCAUAUAAAAUAAAAAAUGAAAUAAAUACUCGAUGUUGUCUUUAAUAUCAAAGGCGCCAUUAAUCAUUAACAUGCUACAGGCGUCACUUAUAUUUGUAAUCAGUUGUUACUGUUAUAUACGUCUAAUAUUUCUAAUGAAAUGCUUUUAAAUAGACAGUAGGAGUUCCUUUAAACAAAUAAAUUAUUUAAUUCUACUAAUGCUAAUAUACCGGUUUCUUCUAGGAAUCGAGAAAAACUCUUCUGCAGAACUGAAAAAGUUCUUAGAUGUUCUUUCUUAU
Dimorphilus gyrociliatus is the source of this 1816-nucleotide messenger RNA. The record is from the annotation of a GenBank genome assembly. NCBI's taxonomy places the organism in Eukaryota, Metazoa, Annelida, Polychaeta, Dinophilidae.